AUGACUAAAUAUUGCCGUUAUCACCGAAACAACGGCCACACCACAGAGGAAUGCAAAUCACUCCAAGACAAGAUUGAAGAAUUGGUUCGUGUUGGCCACUUCUGCCGCUUCAUCCGCAGAGACGAUCACCCUCCACGUUCUGACCACCGAAGCCCUUCCCGCGAUUCUCGUCACGACAAACGUCCUAACCAACCCACCAACUGCGACCACCAACCUGCUUGCACUAAUAUCGCCCCGACCGACCCCCCACUACGCGGGACCAUUAACACCAUCUCUGGUGGCUUCGCUAGUGGGGGAUCCACCUCAUCAGCCAGAAAGAGACAUCUCCGCCAUCUACAAUCCAUCAACCACAUCACCCAGUCCCACCACAGAUGUCGCAUGGCCCCUAUAACCUUCACAAACGAUGAUUUCCAUGGCCUUGAUCACGAACAGGAUGACCCCAUGGUCAUCACGGUGGAGUUGGAAAAUUAUGCCGUCAAGAAGGUCCUCAUCGACCAAGGUAGCUCAGUUGACAUCCUCUAUUGGGCAACAUACCAGAAACUACAACUCCCCACUACCACUAUGGUUCCGUACGAUGAACCCAUAUAUGGUUUCUCAGGGGAAAAAGUCUCCACCCGCGGCUACAUCGACCUCCAUACUGUCUUUUGUGACGACACUCAAACCAAGACAAUCCUCAUCGGCUUCCUUGUCGUCGACAUGCCUACAUCAUAUAAUGUCCUUCUCGGCCGACCAUCCCUCAACACUCUCGGCGCAGUGGUAUCCACACCUCAUCUGGCCAUGAAAUUUCCAUCCCCAUCCAACGAUAUCCUCACCAUCCACGGCGACCAACAGCUUGCGCGCGAAUGCUACAUGGCCAACUUAUGCCCACAACUUCCCAUUCUUCAAUCCAAUCAUAUUGAGCGUCCACCCGGCUUUGACAUAACCCUAUUUGGAGAUGAUUUGGACCCUAGAGUAGGUCGGGAUGCACGCCUCGAGCCGGUCGAUGAAACUACACCAUUGGAACUCCCAAAUGGACGUACCAUCAAACUAGGCACUGGCUUACAACCCGAGCAUCGUGAAAUCCUUACGCCUACCCUCAUUAGCAAUAAAGACCUCUUUGCCUGGUCCACCGUUGACUUUCCAAGUGUUGACCCUUAA
Vigna unguiculata (cowpea) is the source of this 1137-nucleotide messenger RNA. RefSeq lists its product as uncharacterized. The record is from RefSeq and is a predicted model, not a curated record. NCBI's taxonomy places the organism in Eukaryota, Viridiplantae, Streptophyta, Magnoliopsida, Fabales, Fabaceae.